GCAACCUAAAUAACUUCCCUUCUCUCUGUUCAUCCUGAUCCAGUAACUACUACUAACUAAUGAGACAGCUCUUUCUCCUCAGCUGCCUCUUAUGUCUCUUGCUUCCUGUUUCAUCCUCUGCAUGCAGUUUUCCUGCCAUCUUCAAUUUCGGCGACUCGAACUCCGAUACGGGUGGCUUGUCAUCUUCUUUUUCUAUCGGUCCGGUCAACUUACCGUAUGGAGAGACCUUCUUCGGGUUCCCUUCUGGAAGAUUCUCCGACGGGCGCCUCCUUGUCGACUUCGUCGCUGGAGAGCUUGGAUUGCCACGACUUUGCGCUUAUCUCGAUUCUUUGUGUUCUAACUUUAGCCGAGGCGCCAACUUUGCUACCGCAUUGUCGACGAUCGUACCUCAGAACACAACUCUUCCUCUAGGUGUGUACAGUCCAUUCUCUCUUGAUGUGCAGCUGAAGCAGUUCUUGCUAUUUAAAUCGCGGUUGCAAAUGGUCUACAGAAAAGGUGGAGCAUACAAGGAUUUAGUGCCUCAAGAGGGGUACAUCGCGAAAGCACUGUACACGAUCGACAUCGGACAAAACGACCUAACCGCACUAUAUUUCAGCAACAUGUCAGCAGAGGAAUAUCUCCCAAAUGCUCUAAAGGAGUUUUCUACAGUUAUAAAGAGAAUAUACAGAUUAGGGGGGAGGUAUUUUUGGAUUCAUAAUACUGGCCCACUGGGGUGCCUACCAUAUGUUCUGGUGCAAGUGCCGUUAAAUGCGGCACGGUUGGAUCGCGCCGGAUGCAGCAUUUUGUUCAAUGAUUUGGCGCGAAGAUUCAACAGCUUGCUCAAUGAAACAGUGGUCCAGCUGAGAAAGGAGCUACCUCUCGCUGCGCUCACAUUAGUCGAUAUUUUCUCAGUCAAGUACUCACUAAUAAGCCAAGCCAAAAAGAAUGGAUUUGAGCACCCGCUUCGAUCUUGCUGCGGUGACGGCAGCAGCAAGUACAAUUACAAUUCGAAUGCGAGGUGCGGUGAUACAGCUAUGAAGAAUGGAAUCGAUGUUUUAAUCGGUAAAUCGUGCAAGGAUCCGACGAAGAGCAUCAUUUGGGAUGGAGUACAUUAUACUGAGGCUGCAAAUAAGUGGAUCUUUGAUCAGAUAUCCAAAGGACUAUAUUCAGACCCUCCUAUCUCUUUAAGCUCGGCAUGUUACCGCAAUCCGCGUAAAGCAUAACCGACAUCAUAACCAUUAAAAUUGCUUUUUGGUCAGGACCUUUUCCUACAAUUGGAUGAAUGAACAAGACCAAAAGAACAAGUUCUAAGAGGGGCUCCAAUCAUUUGUGGGUCGCCUAAACUUAAACAUGUGAGAUCAAUAAUCAUAACUGGUUGGCGCAUUUGGAUUCA
This is a messenger RNA of Ananas comosus (pineapple), 1372 nucleotides long. Its product is annotated as GDSL esterase/lipase At3g26430-like. The transcript has 5 exons. Bases 60 to 1202 code for a protein of 380 amino acids. NCBI's taxonomy places the organism in Eukaryota, Viridiplantae, Streptophyta, Magnoliopsida, Poales, Bromeliaceae. Gene Ontology annotation, molecular function: hydrolase activity, acting on ester bonds. The record is from RefSeq and is a predicted model, not a curated record.